CGUGCCGCGGAGAGUAAUAUAUAAAAACCGGCACUAGAUGCCCCUCCUCUGCCUCAUCGCAUUCCAUUUCGAUUCGUCGUCUUUAGGGUUUCUUCCGCUUGCUCAAGAUCCCAUCUCCCUCGCGAGAGAUGGCGUGGGGGUCGAGGGAUGCGGCGGCGUUCAAGUGCUUGAUCCUGCUCGUCCUCCUGUACGGGACCUUAUCCUACGUCGCCUACUGGAUCAUCCACAUGAAGCACGUCAGCCCGCUAGGGGUCGACGCCCCGCUGGAUCGGUUUUCGGAGGCGAGGGUCGUCGAGCACAUCCGGCGACUGUCGGUCGAUAUUGACGGGCGACAGGAAGGGCGGCCCGGAUUGGAGGCGGCGGCGAAGUAUAUAAGGAAGGAGUUGGAGGCGGUGGCGGCCCGAGCCGGAGCUGAUUACAGAAUAGAGAUUGAUGAGUCACUUGUAAAUGGUACUUUCAAUAUGUUAUUUUUGCGCCAUAGCAUCUCACUUGGCUACAGGAAUCAUAAAAAUAUAGCUAUGAGGAUCUCGUCAAAAUUUUCAAAUGACCAUGAUCCAUCUGUUUUAAUAAAUGGACAUUUUGAUAGUCCCCUUGGCUCACCUGGUGCAGGUGACUGUGGUUCUUGUGUUGCCUCAAUGCUCGAGUUGGCACGAGUUAUUAUUGAUUCUAAUUGGAUUCCACCUCGACCUAUUAUCUUUCUUUUCAAUGGUGCAGAAGAACUAUUCCUUCUGGGUUCUCAUGGCUUUGUCAAGACACACAAGUGGAGCAGUACAGUUGGGGCUUUUGUGAAUAUUGAAGCAUCUGGAACUGGUGGUUUUGAUUUGGUUUGUCAAUCGGGACCUGGAUCCUGGCCUUCCUAUAUCUAUGCCCAAUCGGCAAAAUAUCCAAUGGCAACCAGUGUAGCACAGGAUAUGUUUGGUAUUAUUCCUGGAGAUACAGACUACAGAAUUUUUGCCGAGGAUUAUGGGAACAUUCCAGGACUUGAUAUUAUCUUUGUUUUGGGGGGUUACUUUUAUCAUACCUCUUAUGACACUGUGGAAAGACUAUUACCUGGAAGCAUCCAAGCACGUGGUGAGAAUUUGUUCAGAUUGACUCAGGCAUUUGCAAAUUCGUCUGAUGUGUUGAAUGCUAAUGAACGAUCUCUAAAAGUUGCAUCACUAGAAAGCACGGAAGGUCGUGCUGUUUUCUUCGACUAUCUUUCUUUAUUUAUGGUAUAUUACUCAAGAAAGUUGUCCAUCAUUCUUCACAGUAUGCCUGUUGUUAUCUUGCUUCUUGGGGCAUUUUUUCUGCACUUCCCAAAUACUUCAGUUAAUAUCUGGUUUACAACCUUAUUUGAUUUUAUAAAAGGAAUGUUGUUUCAUGCUCUUAGUCUUGUGUUUGCAAUUGUUGUCCCAGUCAUGUUUGCUGUUUUAAGAUUAUUUUUCUCAACCCAGGCGAUGAAUUGGUUUGCUCAUCCAAUUUUGGCAUUCUUGAUGUUUGUGCCUAGUUCCCUUGUUGGUUUAUUGCUUCCAAGAACUACCUGGGGAAACUUUGGGCUUUCACAAAAAGCUUCACAUUUCAAACUGUCAAUAGAGAUCAUAUCAGAUGAAGUGUGCUUUUGGGGAGCCUUCGCGUUAUAUAUUUCAAUGACAAUGACUUAUCUUCUGGCUCAGCUUGGAGGUGGUUUCUUAACAUAUUUGAUAUCAUUAUCUAUGCUUAUUUCUUGGUUCUCCUAUCGAAUAGCAAGCAAGCAUUGUGGCCUUCAAUCAGUCAAGUCAUUAGCAGGCUAUUUGAUUCCCAUGAUCCCUAGUCUUUUAUACUCGGUUUAUUAUGGUGGGUUUCUUGUCCAGUUUCUGAUUGAAAAGAUGGGUAUGAUGGGAUCACUUCCACGACCUUUCGGAUAUUUUGUGCAGGAUGCUGUAGUUGCAGCUGUAAUUGGACUGGUGACUGGUUGGUGUGUUGGCCCACUUUUACCAGUUGUUGGUCAUUGGUUGGGGAGGUCAUCUGUUUUGCAGUGCUUGGUACAAGUUACUAUCCUUGCUUUGGCUCUUUCAUCCCAGUUUUUUCCAUACAGUGUUGAUGCACCAAAGAGGGUUGUGCUUCAGCACACAUUUGCUACUGUAGGUUCUGACAAGAUUGUGUCUUCAAGCUACGAUUUUGCUGUUGUGGAUGCCAAUUCCUUUUCUUUCCUCUUUAAGAAUGCUCCUGAAGCUUCAAAAUUUCUGGGCAUCAGUUCAGGGUUGUCUGAAGAGAACUAUAAUUCUGAUGGUGGCACUUGGGUGGCGCUAUUCCCUGUUUCUUUCUUGUUCUCUGAAAGUUUGAAAUUCCCCACCGAAGGUUCUAAAAUAUUAAGUCACUAUGCAAUUUUGCCACAUGUGUCUGUUCGUGAUUCUGUUUUGAUUUCUGAGACUGGUCAUCGUAGGCUUCAUUUGGAACUUCAUCUAGGCUCGGUAGGCGAGAUUUGGGUGACUGUCCUCAACAUUACAGGUCCAUUGUCAAAUUGGUCUUUUGCAGAUUACAGGCUUCCAGCUCCUGAGAGUUUUAAUGGUGGUCCCCCAUCAUAUAUAUGCAGACUUAGUGGAAGUAGCAAGGAUAACUGGACUUUCUGGCUAGAGGCCAACAAUUCCGAGUCAUUGAGGAUGGAUGUCGCAGUGCUUGAUCAGUAUCUUGUUGAUGACACUCAAAGAUUGAAGAGCUCCUUCCCGAGUUGGGCAGACUUAACCGCAUUUACAACCUUUUUCUCAAGCUAUUACUUGUAGGUACCCGAAUCCAACUUUAGUGACCAAAAAGCGUAACCUUUGUUGCAAAGUCCACAUGUACAUUAGCUACUUUAAAGGAAAAUGAUAUAGCUUCUUUUUCUCUCA
Zingiber officinale is the source of this 2843-nucleotide messenger RNA. Its product is annotated as endoplasmic reticulum metallopeptidase 1-like. Gene Ontology annotation, biological process: proteolysis. NCBI's taxonomy places the organism in Eukaryota, Viridiplantae, Streptophyta, Magnoliopsida, Zingiberales, Zingiberaceae. The coding region runs from base 129 to 2738 and encodes 869 amino acids. Gene Ontology annotation, molecular function: metalloexopeptidase activity. The transcript is spliced from 21 exons. The record is from RefSeq and is a predicted model, not a curated record.